Xyrichtys novacula (pearly razorfish) is the source of this 26333-nucleotide messenger RNA. Lineage: Eukaryota; Metazoa; Chordata; Actinopteri; Labriformes; Labridae. The record is from the annotation of a GenBank genome assembly.
CCUCAGCGACAGCCGGCGUUUGUGUUGACGGUGGCAGCACUCGUGGGAGAGAGGAGCCGUCUGCAAAAUAUAACAGGUACUGUGGGAAAAUACCUCAGUUUGUCUUAUUUCUUACACUGCAUCUUGAUACUUAAACUCAAGAGCGAGGCGGUGAAGGGAAUAGUUGUUAAAACAGGUCGACUAGCGAGUCUUUCAGUCAGCUUUUAAUCUGAAAGUAGGAUGUAGAGUGGAGGAGCCGGUGGUGCGUUUACGUUACGGGGAAGCUAACGCCGGUGUUAUGCCGUAGAAUGCAUCCCUGCCAUAUAAUGCAUCCCCUGCAUCCCAUCCAGUCAUUAGCUUCGUAAAGUGGAAGAAAAUGAUCUCAUAUUUAAAAAAAACACAAGUAUUGGAUCGUGAAAACAUGUCAAAAGGAGCAGCUUACUUUCGUUUUGUUUUUAUGUCUCAAAAAUGCCCACAUGGAAAACAUGGAUUAUUUCGCCUUGUGAUGUACUUUCUACCGCGCUUCCGUCAGGGGUGAAUUAAACGGCAGGGGUGCAUUCUACUGCACAACACCUAUUAGCUUCCGCUUCAUCAAAGCGUAAGGCUAGCGGCGAAACAUGUUAGCAGCUAACUUUAAUUUAUUAUUUUUUCUCUGAGAAGAACUACAUAAAAUAACAGUAUAAGAAGCCUGUAUUUAAAAAGUCAUUGUUAAACACCUGGUUGUAGUGAAUGAUUGUGUGUUAAUGUUUGGUGCAAAUCAAACUCAAAUGUACCCGCUGGGAGUGACGUCAUUUCUACAAUAACUGAUGAUAGUUUAGAGACAUUUAUAAAAUGUUAAAAUUUAAUCGUUUUAAAAGACAGACGCUAAUCUCCACACGUUUUUAAGCCUAAGAGCAAGCAAGAAGGCAAACAAGAAGUCACUCUUAAACAAAGAGGAAGGUGGAAUACAUCCUCAUCUCUGAGGCAACGCAAAUACACUUAAUAACGAACACCUGGACAAUCCAGUGCUGCUUAGUACACUAGCACUGUCACACAGGUUACUUUUACUUAGCUUCUGCAUCCCCAAUUUCUGUUGAAAUGGUCUAAAAGCUGACAAUUGUACUAUAAUUGAGCUUAUUAUUGAAGUAAGAAUGACAGUUUGUGAUUAAAACAAUAUACAAGGAACACCUUUCAAUAUAAUACACUUCAGUACACUACCCACUACAUAUUUAGCAAUGAUAUAAUAAGUACAAUAAUCACCUGUCUGAUGUCAACAUAAACUAAAGCUGCAAAAGCUUCCUGAAUGAAGAAUUUAAGAUGUUGUACUGGAUUGCUUAACUGACCCCAUCACAGGGUAAGUUGACCAUAGGAGACCACUCUUUUUUGGCAUGGAUUAUUAUCAAGACAGUUAUGUUUACACUCAUUCUGUUGGUUUGCAGGGAUGCACAACAUCUUGAAAUAUAUGCAGAUACACUAGUUAGAGAGAGGUUACAGAGUGCAGGCCGUCUUAUCAGGUCAGAGCCUAAACCAUCCUGAUGUGAUGACUCAUGGGCUUUAGUAGACCCUUGAGCCUUAAAAAAUGGGGUGAAAGUGCACUCUUGGAUGACCUUGUUGUAGAUAAAACACUCCCAUUGCCCUCUUUGCUUUCCCAAUGAAUGCAAUGUUAAAUAAGUGCACCCUGGAUGUCCUUCCAGUGUAUAAAAUGUGAUAAGGUGCCCCUCUACUAGGCCUUGGUGGAUGGUGUGUAUUAAAAGGCACUUUAAGAUGCUCUCCUACUGGACAAAUUCUGAUUGUUGCUUGAAUAUUAUAUUCGCUUAACCUGUUGAUGUGUUUUUGUCUGACAGAUGUAUAAGGUUGCACUUAAGUAAACAUACUAAACGCAUUAAAACUGAAUAGAGUAAUCGCUUAAUUUUCCCAUUCAAGCAAAAAUGCUGAGCAGUGAACAAUUUUAGGUUUCCAAAUAUGACAAUUUACUGUUUCUCCACUUGUACUAAAACACGAAAACCUCAUCUAUUAAAAUCAGUGAUGAUACAUUGAUUUUCGUUUGGUUUUGGAUCACUGAAACACAACCAGAUAGUCCCAGGCUAUGAGUAUUAUGAGUACUGGUAAACUGCUCAGUAUAGUGCGCUGCAUGAUAUGAUGUUACACCACGGAGCUUUGUGUUGAGUUUGCAAUUACAGGGUUACAAACAGAGUCAGCAGACCAGGCUUAAAAUACCUCUGGUUGUCACAACGAUGAGUCACAAAUGACACUGCCCUUUCAGAAGAAUCCCAGGCAUUUUUUCCUGUAUGUGACGAGCUUGGCUUUGUUCCAAACAAGUGUAGCACCAUAAAUAUUCUUCUUAGGUGAAUCAUUAAAGUGAGCCUGUUAGCUUUAAUGAUUUUCUGAUACAUCUGAUGCGUGUGACUUGUUUAACAUGGCCAAAAUGACUAAUAGUGAGGAGUCAAAUAUAUGCACAACCCAGCAAAAAAGGAAGAUUAAACAAAGUAUGAUUACAUUUAGAUUAAUUUAACAGUAAAUAACAUUAUUGUUUUUAUAUUUAGUUUGUGACUGAAAGGCUAUCUCCCCUGUCAUGUUAUACACUUUGCAGGAAAUUAGCAUAAUAAAAUAGCCAACAACAGUAUGUCUGUCCACUUUAAUUCUUACCCUGUUGGGGUUUGAAUAUGCAGGAGAUAAAUUUGGUAAAUUGCCUUCCCAAUCAAAAGAGAUAAGUGUUACUUGGCAGGUUUGCUUUCCGCUGUCAGGAUGAGUAAGAAGAUCAGGUUGCACUCUCAUACCUCUGGAAAGCUGCCCAAGAAGAACAAAGCUUCACUGGUGGGGGGCUGAAAGAAAGAGGUGUUGAAACAGCUUGUUAGACAGGAUUGACUGAAGGCCAGUGUAAUUGACCAGUAUUAGAAAGAUAGCUUUCAUUAAACUGUGAAUCAAGCUGAGUGUAAGCAGUUGAGCCCUAGCUUCAAGCCAAGAGCAAAUGGCUUUAAAUUUAUUUGUACAUUAAUCUUUGUCAGACACCCCCUACAUCUGUAACUUGGAACAUCUGGUGUUCUAUCCGGCUCUUGUUUGUUAAACACAUAAAUAAAAAGAUGAUCUUGCAUGAUUGUUUUUUUUUCCCCUCUCUUACUUUGCAGACUGAGUUGCCCUUCUUCAGCUGAAGUUGGAAGAAAUCAUUCAGAAAUGUGGAUGAGUACAUUUUCCCGUUUUGCCCGACCUGCCCUGCAGAGGACCACCUCUGUCAUGGCCUGUCAGGCUCUGAAGGCCUGUCGUAGACCAGGGAAGGCUGCACAUCCACUCACCUCUUGUGUGGCUUCGAUGCAGCUUCGAGGGCACCAGACCCUGGGAUCCGCCUCCCUCCCUCUGGCUCGCCACUCAGUGAGGCAUGUCCGGGCUCUGGAUGAGGAGAGGCUUAUGGAGGUGGAGUGGGAGGAUGGAGGCCAAAGUCUGUACCCAUUCACCUGGCUGAGAGACAACUGCCAGUGCCCAAUGUGUACUCUGGAGUCUGCUCAGGCUCGGAAACUGUUGAUGGCUGAUCUUGAUGUUUACACAGGAGUCGAUGUGGUGGAGGUCACCAAUGACAACAAGGUAGGCCAUUUCUUGACCUGUGUAUUCAGGGUUCACACACUCAGUGUGGAUGCUUAAAAUGGAAAAAGGUGAAUGUGAAAAUAAUUACACUGAUUAUAAGUGUCCCACAGCCUGCAUUUUCCCCCCAAAUUAAAUACCUUUGAAAGAGUCCUAUUAUACUCAUUAUCCUCUUUCAUUAUGUCAGUUUGGGGCACUUAGAGGGUAGCUUUCCAUGAUGUGCAUCUCAGAAAACUCCUUUAUAAAAAUACUGCCAUUGUUGAAAGCCCUCAUUUCAGCACUAUUCCGCCUCUGCCUGAAAUGCUCCAUUUUGGCUGCUUUUCCAUUGGUACAAAAUUGGACACAGCUUGUGGUUGUACUUUUCACACUGUUUUGCAACCUGUAGCAGACCGAAAAUCAGGCCUUUACAGAAGAAAAAAGAUUACUCUCCACCACGUUGUAAAUUGUCAUGCCUUGCAACUACAUCCUUGAAGCAGUUAUCCCCACUCCAAUCAGGUUAUAAAAAUCCUCAACUUUUCUGCCAAUGGUUUUGUUUACUUUUGAAGAUGCAUAGUUGUUACUUUCAGUCUGUUUCGUAACCAGCCAAAAACUUUUCACAGGAGCUUUAAAGAAUGACAUACAGAUGGUACUCUAAAUAGAUGAUUAAAGUUGAGUUAAGACUUGUAAAUAUAUUCCAGAGCUCAGGAGGUAUCUUGACAGUUUCAACUUUUGGAUUGGUUGGGUUUUUUUUGGCAAAGCAAGAUAUUUGAUGGCACCACCCUUGUCUCUUACAUUUACAGGUAUAAUGUUGAUGUUUUAUUCUCCAAAAUGUUAGUUUUAACGAACAAGAAGACAUCAGUUGCAGCUCUACAUCAUUUACUAAUCAUAGAGAUUUCAAGUUAAGAUCAUACAACCCAUUUUGUACUCAGCUACUAUAUCAUGUCAUUUCCACCUUGCAGACUGUUUAAGGGCAGCUGUCUGGUGAUUAAUUGUGGAGUUCUGUGAGGUCAGAUGAUCUAAUUUUGGCACACACACACACACAAACACACACACACGUUCAGUCUGACCUUUAAAGUCCUCAAAAGGAACCACCUUCAUGAGCUGCGUCCUUCAGACAUUCCUGUCCCUGAAGUUGGAUACAGCUAUAAACAGAUUUCUGUUGUGACAGAGCUCAAAGCUAAAGGUUCUCAGAAGCAUAUGCAUUACAUUUCCAGUUUUGUUUUCUUCAUCCUGCAAGAAAAUUUACUGGAUGACCGAUUAUAGUCAGCAGCUGCACACCUCUGGCAAUAGAUAUAAUUUUAUGACAGCACGGGCAGAUAAGCUGCGGUAUGUACAGAAAAGGAAACCAAAAUCUUAAAGGAAAGUAAAAAGAAGGACUGAAAACCAUGAAAACCUUCUUAAACAAGAAGUUUUCUUAAACAUAGCUUGAAAUAAAGAUGGUUUACUUUCACACAAUGGCAUACAUCACAGCAAAAUACAAAAGAGUGGAAACAUAGAAAAAGAGAGAGUAUGUUUUUAUGAACCAGAACCGAUUUUGUUGCUUGUCUCUCCACAGGUGUCUAUUGUGUGGCCUGACCAGCACACCAGUGUGUUUGAUGCAGAGUGGCUGAAAAAACGCUGUUUCUCUCCUGCCGCCAGACAAGCAGUGCAGGAAGAAUAUUUCCUCAAUAGUGAGUUGAGAUUUUUUUACUCUACAUAGCAGGACCUAUGUUAUAUCUGGAGUUUGUUUAUGCAGCCUUUUUAUACAGCCAAAAUACACACCUGUUUGCCUGUAGGACACUGGUUUUCAUGUAAGAUGAGUGAAGGUGCUUUAGUGGCAUUCUCCAGUUAAGAAUUGUGGGUUCUUCUGGUCUUUUAGCUCCUCUGUUCUUCACUAUCUACAGUCAUUUGGAGUUGUUUAUGGGAACUGCAGACUGAGAGGAUGGUGGCUUUAGUCUCCUUCUCUCUUAAAAUCAUUACACUAAUUUUUGGCUUUUGCACAGGCCAAAAUCUCAGGCCCCAAACCCAAAUAAAACUCUUUUUUUCUAAUACAAACAAAAUCAUUCACAGACUUGCAGACACAUGCAACAAAGGAGGGACAAAUGUAACUGUCAAUAUCACGGAGAAUCAUGCCCACAAAUAUUCAUACUAGGUUCAUUGCUCAAGCAUAGUCAAUUAAAUAGAAAAUACAAGAGCCCUCUUGGAUUUUUGCUGUUUCCCCCCUUUUUUACAUUCAUCCUUGAUCACCAUCAAAAAAACAAUAAACUAGUAUGCAAUCAGCACUUGUUCUGCACCCUUUACAUAAGCACACAUGUAGCGUCUGCAUCUCCUAGAUGAUCUGAGAGUGAUAGAAAGGUCUGCUGUUAUGUCUCUCCUAAAUGUACUGAGUCUCAUGUUAAAGAUGGAACUUGUGAUGCUGUUGUCACACCAUUUCUUGCAGCUUAUUACUGCUGAACAUUAACAGGCUCCGGAGUUUAUGAAAAAAAACUCCAUUGUAUUUUUAAUCAGAUGCUGCAGAUCAGAUUUCCUAUGCUGUGACCAAAACUCAUUUCAAGUCUGUCACUGACUUUUGUCUUCAGUAUUAAAGUUCCAUUCCAACAUAAUACUAAGUCAAGGAUUUAGACUCUAACAACAACAAAAAUAAAGCUGAAAAUGUGGGAUGUUGUACUGUCUUGCAUGACAAUGAAUACUUUUUUUAAGAGUGAGAAUGAACAUUAAAGUGUAGACAUGUGUGCUUUGGCAGUCUUAAACAAGGACACAAAGAAAUUAAAUCCUUCUGUCUGUCCCUUUUAUGUUUUAAUGUCUAAAUCUCAGCCGUCUUAUCCCCAUCAUAGGUGUAUCAAAGACUAUUUCAUGGUCAUUCAGCUGAAAUUAGUUUCCCCUGAAGUUAAUGUAAGAGACUUCUUGUUUUUGAUUUAAUCUGGAAUGACUGUUUUAAUGCACCUCACCUGUUUGUCUAAUCCAGAAAGAUUUUCUUCCCAGUGAACGCUGAGCUAUAAUGGACAACAUUAAAACAGUUUGUCCACACCGUCCUUGAAUGUGACAGGUUUUAAUUAGAAAAAGCAGGAAAGAGGUUCUUGUGAACUAAAUGCUUGUUGUCGUCUGUUAUGAAAAGUAAGCAGCAGUUUAAUCUCUGAUGUGUGAAUGUCAUCAAGAUGAAAAAGAAGUAAACUCUUUCUGCUAACCUGUCAUGUGGAAAAAAGAUGCCCUUGAUUUAAACCCUUCUUUCCACAGUUUCUCCUCAGAAACAUAGCAUGGUUGUUGUGGAGGAGAGGUUUUUUUUCUGAAACCUGGAAAGAGAAGUCAUUUUACAGUACAUUAACAAUGGCCCAAUUCACUUUACAGCCUGUCAGACAGCAGAGGAGAGAAAGUUUAGCUGAGGAACAAGGUAGCAGGGUUUCAGUGGAGCGGGGGAUGGACUAUAGUCCGUUUGUGAACACACACGUGGUCCUGUAGGACCUACAGGGCUGAGCGGCUCCUGCUCUGUUCCAGACUGAUUAAAGCUUUGAGUGUGUGUGGGGGGUGUGCGUGUGAGUGUGUGUGUGCAUGUGUGGCAGGGGACCUCUAUUCAUGUUGAAGUGUAAACAGAUUUCCCUCAUAGCACUUUGCAGACAGAUAGUCAUUUGGUAGUUUAGAUUUUCUAAGCUGUUUGUAGCACAGAGCCUGGAGCGCUCCUGGUAGACACUGCUAAGCUCAUCCACCAAAACACAAUGCAAGUUGACGUGCACACUCGCUGGGUUUAAUUAUUUCCUCCUGAGUGCCAGUCUGAAAUUCCUUUUACUGAAAAAUACUGGAAAAUGUUCUGAAAAUACGGAUGAUGAACAGCCUUCACCUCAGAGGAUUUCUCAUGUUCCCCUCCUUCACCUCUCUGUGACGAUAACUUGCUGAAGCAGAAUCCACAGUUUGAAUUUCUGUUUCCCUUUUCAUGCAGUGCACCUUCAUUUUACAGGCCCAAGUGUGCCUGUUAAAAUGUUCUCAACAGUGAAAGGCAAGCGCACACAGGACACCGUGAGGUCAAUAUGAAAAUUGGAGCGCUGGGGAUAUUAUUCAGCCAGUACGGUACCUCCUGCUUUUAAGUCUGAAGUAAUGUUUUUUUCUUCUGCUUUUACCGUUUCCAUGGAGUUGUACAACUCAAACCGCAGGAUGUAGUUCAGCAGCUGCUAUUAUUGAAGUGAGACAUGGAAGAGGUACUAUUCAAGGACACGUAUUACUCUAUAAAAACUUUUUCUGUACCCUUUUAUAUAUAUAUCAAAGCAUAUAGGAAUCAUAUGAGUUGGGCUGGAUAUCCGCCGUCAAUCCUUUCAGAAUAGUUAAUAGAGACAUUUUCUUUUUCUCAACUUUCUUUGACCGAAAACUUUGCUUUUAAAGGACCCUCAAUCCACCCUUGCUGAUAAGCCAGUUUUUUAAGGCGUUUAAUUGUAAACACACGUGUGAUUUUUCCGAUUUACAGUUCAGUCAAAACUUCCUCGAGGUUCAGUGAGUCUCCUCUGGAAACUGCAAAAUACAGUGGACCUUCUGACAGGCUGACUUCUGUAUAAAUGUGGGCCUUUUUUUAGACCCCCUGUCUCUGUUUCAGCCAUAUGGAAAACUGAUUUUAGAGCGAGGGUCAAGAAAAGAUCUGCAUGUUCUUACCAAACACAAGCUCACCGUUGUCCGUAUUUCCUUCCCUGGGAACGAUACAAAUCCCAGAGCCCGUCUGUAUGUGUAACCAGGAAUUUAAGCCCACACUGUCUGCUGUUAAAGACUGAGAGGUUUGUUAUUGACGUCUACUUCCUAAAACUGAAAUUAUAAACUAUCUUUAACGGUGAGAUUUGAACUUCAACACUUAAACCACACAUUUCUAUCAGCUGUUUGGUAGCUGUGUCCUUGUUCUCUUCAACAAAGCGCCCACUCCCUGCUUUGUGUGUUACUUUUUCAACAUUUAAUGCCAGUAUGAAAAUAAGUCUGAAGCUUUUACCACCAUGCUGUCAUAUUUGUGUUUCUAAACAAACACAUUCAUCUCUUUAAAAGCCAGCAGAAUUGUAUAAUCUCAUUCAAAGAUGGGUUCAGGACCUCUGAUUUUGACAAGUGCUGUUCUCUUGCUGUCAUGUGGGCUUUGAACUUUUCACGUCACCUCAGAAGAGAGUCCUGAUGCUGAGCCGCUCUCACGAAUGUCAAAAGCUUUUGUCACUCACGGCCUUAUCUGCAGUGACUCUUCCUCUCACCGAUAAAUCUGUCAGUGAUUUACUCAAACGGCUGCCAGAUGCUUUUAAUAUUUUGAACCUUGUCAUCGUCACGGGCCUCCCAUUUUGCGCUUGUCGUGUUUACUCAGUCGGGGUCGGGAUCAUGACUAAUUUCACGUCACUGGUGGUUAAAAGCUGGAUGUGAAAAAAGUGAAAUUGAAUAUUAGAAAUGGAAAAAUGUGCCAGACCACAAAGCUCACAGCCUCUUUCUUCCAGACUUAUCCACAGGCUCACGUCAGGAGUUUGUGAAAGAAGUCUCUCUUCUUAAAUUCAAUAAUGAAUUGAAUUGCUUUCCUUCAAUAAGGUGAAAUGGCUUGUCAUUUUGGUAACAAGUAGAGUCGUUUUGCUGUGAUCACUCAGAGUAACUGCAUCAAGUUGUCCUAAUAGAAUUAAGUAUCACCGUGUGGCCAUCUCUCUGGCCCACAGGUCUCAGUCUAAUGUGGUUUACACAGCUCAUGCUUGAAUGGUAGGUUGAUCAUGUGGAGCUAAGAAACAGAAAAGGUGAGAACUGUUAGCCUCUGUUUAUUAUAGUUAUUUGCAGAUCGCUCUUUUUUCCUCUAGCUCCUCCAGCCAAUAAGUCAAUUUGUUUUAGUAGAGGAACAAAAGCCAAGUUAAAGAUUAGAAUCCAUAGUAGGAAAAAAGCAGCAUCUCUUAUCAGUUUGCUGAUUUUGUCAUGAACCCUCCUGAUCACAGUGAUUUCAGGCCUUAAAGCUUAUUCACUGCUGCUGUACUUCAAACGUGAUGAGGGGCUAUUCACUGUACAAAAACAUAUAGAUCUUCAUGCACAAACACUGCACAAGAUUCAUGUUUCCUUACCUGUCACUGAGAGUUAUGAAGAAACUAAACAGAAACACAUGACAUCAGGUAUUACAAAUUGUUUAAAAAAGUUGUAACAUUUCCAUGAUGCAAGAGUCUGGGUGUAGAUGAUGUCUGGAGCCCAAAGGGAGAGUGAACUUUCACCUCAUACAGGUACUGUUCAUCAAAUCAGAAAAACCAGCACACUUCAAAUAAAAGAAUAAUGAUUCCAAAACCAAUAACCUCAAAGUCUGAUCUUUCACACAGAGCGCUUCAUUCAUUUGACCUUAAAGUUAAAAAAGACCUUGUUAAACACAGUAGUUUUUGCCAUAGACUUUAAAGACUAGCUGAAAUUCAAGUUCCUCUUCCUUUGUGAAUUGAAACUUUUAUGGUCCCUCACUGUGAAUAGACACAGAUCUAUAAAAGAGCCCUCAACAUGAGGCUGUUCAAUAAAUGAGUACACACGAUCAGUCAUAAAAUGUCAUGGAGGUGUAAGCCAGUAUGCUGAGAAAUGUCAGGCCAGUAUGCUGAACAAAUUUACUUAAAUUUAUAGUUGGAGAGUGUCUCUAGAGAGAAACGCUGAUGACACUUAAGGUGCGAUGAGAUUUCUCUCAUUAUAACAGCUGUCGCUGGUAAUUCUGUCGCUGGCCUGCCAAAAAAUGUCCCUAGUUUAUAGUUUCAGCCCAACUGUAAAAAGAAUCUAACCUUUAACUGUGGGGAUUUUCUGUCAAAAUAUUCCUGGCACUUCACCUUGUUUUUACCCCAACUCUCUGGUCUUAAUUAAUCUUCACUUUCUUUAAGUCUCUGUGGAGCUGUCAGUCGUCUGACAAAGGCCACACCUGCUCUGUGUGCUUACAGGAUGGAAAAUUUCCCCUGCAGCGUGAACUUUACAGUAGACGGUGACACUGUCUAUAUUGUGUGUGUUAACACAGUGAGAAGCAGGUACAGACUGAUGAUCCCCAGAAGGCUUAGCUUCUGGUGAAAUGCUUCUUUAUUGUCGAACAAAAGUGUCAACAAUAAAUCAAUCCUGAACUCCACCAAAAGGGAAAACAUCAAUUUCAAAGGAUUUCCUCUGGUGUCUUGUCUUGUGAAUAAUUUGAACGAGUUUUUGACCAGAAGUUCAGGAUAGUUGGUUCGACUAUCCUUUGGGUUUUAACAGUUUGCACAUGUCGACCUAUUUGCCUUUGGAGACACAUUAUGUAAACAUAACUGCUUGCAUACUGUCUUACAUAAUGUAAACAUAGCUGUUUCAAUGUUGUCUUAUAAUUUGCUCUGUAGAACAAUCUGCAUAAGGACCUAAGGGGGAGCUUUAAGUGUCGGAGCCUUUGAGUAGAAACUUUGAAACCAACCUUUCAGUCUGCCAGGGCAGGAUUGAACGAAAAUGUGCUCCGGCUUUUAUUUUUUGUCCAAAGCAAAAAAAAGAACCUUUAACAUUUGGUUAAACAUGGCAAAAAGCAUCAAUUUUUAAAAAAUUUGUCAGCUCAUUAAUCCUCAUUAAUACUCGUGAGGCUCUUUCUGUCCCUCUGCUUUACUAUCACACACCUAACAGCCUUACUCGCUAAUUUCUUUGGUACAGAUUUUUUUUUUUUCCUGGGCUCUCAGUCCAGGAGUCAGAGGUUUUUCUUGCAUCACAGCUGCUCCAUCAAUAAAACAAAAAUUAUUGACUUAAUACAAAGACUUGAAAAUUUGAUGCAACAUUUCAAACCUGAAAGUUGUCAGAGGCCUUCAGCAGACUUUUGAUCUGGAUUGAGCCGCAGUAUAUAUGAUUUUACAGUAGUUGUGGUUCCUCUAAAGUCGACUCAUGUUAUGCUUUGCUCUCAAACACAUGAUAAAUCUUCAUAAAGCUCAAUGAUCCAUGUAUAGCCGUUUAGAAAGAGGUUCUACAGGAACAAAGUUAAAGUGAUUUCCAGGCUUACCUUUUUAGUUUAGUUUUUGGAUUGCUUGUGACAAUCAUUUCCACUGAUUACGGUAUUAAUCAAUUACUUCACCAUUACAGUGGGACAUUUAUUGUAAACUUCCUGACCAGGCAGCCUGAGGCUCUCCUAAACACUCUGUCUCUUGACUUUGGACUUUUCUCCAUCAAGUCUUCUGGCUUGUUGUAUAAUUGAACCAAGUAGCAGCUGAUUUGUCAAUUUCCCGUCUGUGUGGUGUUUCCCCCUUUGCCAUCUGGUCUGAAUUUAACCUUCUAUGUCAUCACUCGUCAGUUGACAGAGAGGCUCCUGGAAACUUAGCGGUGGAGGUCCAUCCAUGGAAAACCUUGUAUCCCUCCAAACCUGACCCCCUUCUUCUUUUUUUCAAACACCAUUUCCAGCCUCAGCAGAACACGUGCGUGCAAACACGUGUGCAUGCUGCGUUAUCAGGCUGAAAGGAAUUUGAAGAAUCUCAACGGUGAACUGUGACUUCAGUGUUUUCGUUUGUCAAAGUUAGUUUUAAUCAUCAUGCAUUGUGUCUUAAUAGACUGCUGAGGGUUUUAACAGCUCAACUCUGUUGAACGUAACAGAAGUCAGCCAAAAACUUCAACACAGAGGAUGUCUUUUUAAGGAGAUCUGGGAUGUCGUUCAAUAAAUAUAGCCAUUUUUCACCCACACCAUUAAUUUUUUUUCACUUUGUGUUUCUGUUGUUCCCACACAGAUCAGCUAUAUUUGGAUUCAUUUCUUUUUCCUCUGUCAUCACUCUUGAAAUCUUGACUCCUCUACAUCAGACUGCACAGAGAACUGGGUGGUUAGAAUGAGUGAAUUUUUUCACUUCUCUGGUGAGUUCAGCCUCCUGCUUGGCUCUUUGAAUAGUACCGUAAGCACUGAGUUGAGGUUGGCAAAGAGAAGCUAAUUUGACAAACUACUGCAAGGCUCAGUGGAGAUUUUUUGGGAACCCAAACUUGCUGAUGGAGAAAGAGGAGGAUUGGAUUAGUGUGAAUGUGGUGUGUGGCAGGCCUGCAGCUCUCCGGUGAGAAAACACUGCUCCCUGUGUCUCCUCCAAAGCAGGACUGCAGACUGAGGCUGGCUGCUCUGUCCUCCAGGUCGGUUACAGAGAUAAAGGUGUGUUUGUUCAAUUAAUGGCGGGUGGAGUGAGUUUCUCCUAGCUCCCUUGUUGAUUCACACACACACACAAGUUAUGAGAACACACAUACAUGCUGGUUGUUGACUGGAAUAUAAAUGAGAACACAGUUUCCUCUUUGUUUUUUUAAUGUCUGGACUAAGAGGUCUGGUAAUGUCAUCUUGGCAGCACAGUAAUAUAACGUCUGAUAUGUCUUCUCAAGAAUAAAGAUCAUCAAUCAUUAAGCAGAUUUUCUUCUUGCAGCUGUUCAAAAACUGACUAAGGGAGUGGAAACCUGUUUUGAAUAACAGUCAGUCUGUCCUCACUUAUCAAAUUUAGAAACAGAGAGGAAAACAAAGUUAAUUAUUUAUGACUGGAUGUGAUGAAUCAGAAAUUUAGUGAGAUACACUGCUUUAAGAAACAGCUGAUAUGACAGAAUGACGUAAAUUGUAAAGGUCACUGUCAGAUUCUGCACAGGAUGUUGAUUAAACGUUUGCUAAAGGUGAUUUAGCAGAUGUUUGUGUCAAAGUUUGUAAUAUUUAAGAUUUUGAGAGAACUUUUUCUUUUUUAUUACUGCCAAUCAUUUUGUGAAGUAUCAUUUAUUGAUGAUGAAUUCAUGAAUUACUUGUAAUCGGGACCAGUAUAAGAACUGUGAAACCAAUACUGGUCGACCUCUAUGGUAUGUCAUUGACUAAUUUCAGCUACAGCUACAGCUGAUGUCAGUUGCCAAUAUUUAUCAGUGUUUGUCGCAUUGAUCUAAUGCUCUGAUGCUGAUAUGGCUCACUGCUAAUUCAGAGGAUAGCUUGUUUUAUUGGGAGACACCUGCUGAUUAAACGUAAGCAUAAGUAUUGGCCCUUAUUUUUACAGUUGGGGUGUCCACACAAAAAACACACAUCCUAAUACAUACUUAAAAUACGAUGGAGUAUUGGGGCCACACUAAGAAAAAAAAAAUCAAGACUUCGAGAUUAAAGUCGUGACUAACAAGAAUAAAGUUGCAGUAAAAUUAUUACGGGAAUAAAGUCGUAAUAAAAUCAUCAUUUACAAGAAUAAAGUCGUAAUAAAAUCAUUACUUACGAGAAUAAUUACGACUUUAUUCUCGUAAGUAGUUAUGAAGUCUUAAUUUUUUUUUCUUAAUGUGGCCCUAAUACGCCGUUUUAUUAGAAACGUAUUCAAAUUUUAAAAAAUUAACUUUUAAGUUAUGUUCUGUUCUGUUUGGUAGUCAUACUGACAAAAAAAAGCACAUUUAUAUGAUGAUCAUAUCAUUCAUAAGUAGGGGUGUCCCAAUACGAUAUUGGUAUCAGGCCGAUAUCAGCAAAAAAACGAAUGAUAAUUAUAUCGGCCUGCAUCUAAAAUCUCAGAUACAAGCAGUCCAUUUCAGACUCUGAAACUUCAUUCAAAAUUCCCUUUUUAGAUGUAUCUCACACAAGAAAAAAAAUCCACUUUACUUUCUUGCCAACAUCUGAAAAGCCUGUCUUUAGUUUUACUCUUGCCUCUUAGUAGUUCUCUUGGUCUAUUUUUCUCCUCCAUCAAUAUUCUCAUCCGAUUCUUUGACUCUCCCGUGAGGAUGUACACCGAGAAUAAGUAUGAGAUAAGACUGAUAACAGGAGAUGUUUACCAUCAGCCUUUCUGCCAGAGAUUUAUGAUGCACUUUCACAGAAAGAUGGUACACUUUCAGCUGAAGUUACAUGGUCCAAGAAAAGCAAUUCAUAUCCUGAGAGAGUAAAAACAGGUUACAUUCUCUUUCUUUUUACAGUAGUAGAAUUUUACAUCAGGAAUAAAAAGAGAGAAAGAAGUUUUUUUUUAUUGUUUUGCAUUUCAGGAAAAAAAGAGUUGAUAGAUCAUAAAAAGAAGAUGAAAUAUCAAGAACAAUGUACAGUGUGAAACAUCACAAAAUUGAAGCAAAGUUAUGAAAAAGCCCUUCGUUUCACUUUGUUAUAUGGCAGGACCCUCUGCUCUUCCUCUCUAAUAAGUUCAUUUUAAUAAGAAUUUUUUAACCUUAAAAUUUCAGGUUAAAAUGUAACAGAGUUGCCUCUAUAAUGGCGCUUAAAUAAUUUAACAUUUUUAAACUCCAACACCAGCUUUAUUGACUUUUCACUCAAAAUCCUAGAAGUUGAGUGGCUCUUCAUAUCACAUAGCUUUCCUUCAGUAGAUCUCUCAAAGUGAACCCAGCAGCUUGAAUCUAACACAUAAAGCCCAUUUUCCCUCAAAAAUAGAAAGAGGUGUUUUUUCUUUGAUGGCCAUCUGGCUCUGAGCCCUCUGCUGUGUGCAUUCCUCGGUCUGCCCGCUGAAGUGAGCUGAUCAGAGCUCUGUGAUAAAAGUUAACCAAGUCAAAACAAAAGCUCUGUAGAUAACUGCAGCGUUUCAAGCAGCUUUGAAGGCUCUUUCAGCCGCAGAGCCGAGCGGAGCAGUCCUCUGAGCCAAAACAGAACUCAGUGAGAAGAGAGCCAAACUGCCAUGAGCUGCCUGACAGCCACAGGAGCCGCAGCUUCAGGUUUCCUCAUCUGGAAAAGCCACUGUAGCCGACCACAAUCAGGGAGGAGCAGGAGACGGGAUUAUUUACAUAUACUAUCUUGUCACAAUGUUUUAGGUCUCUCUUGAAACUCACAGCAGCACAUUCCUUCUCAGGAAAAACCUGGAUGUACAGACAUGAGAGGUCUGACGUCUGAUUGUUUCCUUUGUCUGGCCACUUGAGAGCAGUGAAAACAAGUAGUAAACACAACGCUGACAACUAAUUAGUUUUAAGGCUUGAAACCUGAGCAAACACUUGUUUAUUCAAAGACAAUCAGUUGUCGAGCAGCGUCAACAUACAUCCUGUGCCAACCUGGUGAAUGGAAGUUCAGUAUUGACUCUCUCAGCUGUAUUUUGUUUUCUACCAACUCCUCAUGAACGCAUGUGUCUCUAACCUGUUGAUUUACUCAUCUACCAGUGAGUGGUGUUCAGUUUUAAGAGGGUGAGACAUGAAACUGAAACAAAUCAGUUAAGAUUUGAUCCAGUUGUCAAUCAAGGAGCUAAAACUUAAAGCGAUAUUCUGGCAUAAAAUUAAUUUAGGGUCAAACACACCAUAACACCAAGUUAGACACCCCCUCGAGAGAUAAAUGUUGUCGACCGCUUGCUUCUCUAGUUAUACCAACUUUAGUAACGACCGCAGGAUAGCAAUACACAACGGUCUGAGGAGCCAUAAACAAACAUCAACCAAAACGCCACUCUAUAGCCACAAAUAAUGCUCAGAACAGCACCUAACGUAAUGUAAGGCAAUUUUUGGUAAAAACUUGAUAAUCACAAUUUAGAAACCACUGAGAAGACUUCAAGUAGUAAAAAAAAAAAAAGACUUCAGAACUGCUCCAAGGAACUUUCAGUUUGUGUCUAAUUUGUUGCCCCUGCGGGAAAAGAGGUUCAUCUUAUCAUCAGGCUGAUCUUGUCCUGUACAUAGAUAAGUAGAAACAGGAUGUUUCCUCAGCAGGCUGUCAAUCAUGUCGUCUGACAUUCACCCCCUCACAGCAGUUUCAAAGUUCCAGUAUUGAAACAGUCGGUCUCGUCUGCUUCUGUAGAUCAUAAAAAGCAUCAGAAUCACUUUCAGUCUGUUUCAUAUCCAGUCAAAAACUCCUCAUGGAAGUUUCAAACAAACUUAACAUUCCAGCUUUUGAUCUCAGUCCUAAUGUCCUGUCUGCAACUUUUUAACAGGACUUCAACAUGCAGCAGUUUGAGUACAAAAGCCCUUUAUUUGUGCUUUAAUCUGAAGCGGGUGUGAGCUGACUAAUGACCAGGACUUCCCUAUUAUCUUUGUAUCUAAGAUUUAUGAUUGUAUUUUCCAGUUAUAAACAAGCACAUCUGUGAGGCUGUGAUUAAAAAGCAGAUUUUCGUGCAAAGUUCUCCUCUAUUGUGUCCGACCUGGCUCGACAGAAGCGAGCGUGAUAAGUGUUCAGAAUAAGAUCUGGGCUGAACUGCAGCCAGGACUUCACAGCUGAUGUAUAUGCACGCUGCGACCGGCGCUGUAGCCUCUUUGUCACGAGUGACACCGUAAACCACAAGGCCAAAACACUGCAGAGGCCUUACAAGACAUCCAGGUCCAGUUUAACAAGAGUAAUUGUAACAUUCAGGCUUGACCUUUGCCCCAAAUUCUCAUCCUCCACCCCUGUUUCCCUCCACCCUCUUGACAAGUUUUAACAAGCGGGGGGUUCCUGACCCUUUGAACUGUCGGACCAGAAGCUGAUUGUUUGUGACAACAGCCUGGAGGGAGGUCUGCAAGUCAUGGUGAUCACUGUGUUCAUGACUGAUGUUGCAUCCCUGAGUACUGUGUGCCUCACUGCUGUAAAAAAAAAGAGGGGGCUCUGAAAUUCCUCUGCACCAGUUAAAGACUGAGUGUUUCAACUGUAAGUCUUUACAGCCCUCUAAACAAGCGGACACAUCAUCUUUGAAUCUCUCAGACACUUUAAAGAAAGAUAAAUUAUGCAUGGAGUCCACACAGCUUACCCUGCUGAGUGUCCGUUUCCUGCAGCCUCGUAAUCUGUUUGUGAUGCACUUAUUUGAGAAGUUGUUUUGGAGUUUCUGGGGAUGGAAAGAGAUUCAAAGAGGAGUUACAAACAGACAGGUACACAAUCUUCUGAGCUAAACCCUCCACCUCCGCCUCCUCCUCCUGCAAAUGUACUUAGCAGCUGUUUCUGAGGAAGUCACUGGAGAGAGGCUGCAUGGAAAAAGGAGUCGGGCCAGCUGGGUGGAGAGCAGUGGGAGGAUUUUUUCCACUUCUGUCUGUCUGACAGAGAGGGCCUGAUUUUUCUCAGCCAGCUAUUCAUCCUGAAGUUUUCAGACCAGAGCACGCAGCGGCAACAUUUUCAAAGUCAGACAAAGAGGGCCAAAGAUGUAUGGGAUUGAUGGUUUCUGAAUCAUAGCAAAUAUUCAAUCUCUCAUAAAUUUAGGUAUCUAUGAUAGAAGUUUGAACAUUUUUAUUAUUUUUUUUUUUAGUAGCCAGGAAAAAUCUGUGACACAUGUUUGAUGUGUUUAAUUCAUUGGAAUGUGUGUAUACUUGAUUUUCCACUAGACUGCCUCUAGUCUUCACCUACAUAGUUUCCAUAUAUUAUAUGACUUUAUUUAUUUCAUCCCUGGAAAAAUUCCCUGUCCUUGAGUUUGCAGUGAUGUAUGUUGAUGGAAAGUCUUAAGAGUGGCCAUGAUCUCUCUGCUGCACGUCUGCCUGGUUCUGGUCCAUUUUAUCAGUUAAGCCAAACUAUGUUCAUAUCAGACAGUCCCAGACAGUGAUUUUAAUCCGAACCCCUGAAACUAACCCUAAACACCCAGUCGAGGAUUGCAAGGUGGUGAUUGUGGUUAACGUAACCUGAACACUUGUAAAAAUUUUGACAUUUUUCCUAGUUAUUUUAUGUACCUAUCGACCUCAAUUUUAAGGCAAACUAUUGACAAGUUUAAAGGUUAUUUCUCAUUCAGUCUUUAGGAGAGACCUUACAGGAGAGUAUAUCAGAAAGUCAUUUGUGCAGGUCAAAGGGCGUGGCCAUGGCGACCUUUUCACUUUGAAGGUUUGACACCAUAAAUGAGCAACAUCACUCAAAGGCAGAGCAUUGCAUGGGGGAUGAAAGGCAGUACGACAGAGAGGUGGUCCACCGGGGAGGCGGCGCAACACAGCGUAGGGCCCGUUGGUGCCCUGUGGGGCGCUAGUUUUUAUUAGUAUUGAGAUCACCAUUAUCUAAUACAGUUACUAAUGAACUGGCAUCUGCAUCACAGACAUUCACAGACGUUAAAAACUCCUAAAUCUCAAACACUCUGAGCUCCCUUAAAAACAAAAAAAUAAUAAAAUCAAAAUGAACGUUAUAAAAAACCGUGUAAGGGGUUGAAGUGAGGGGGGAAACUCAGAUGAACAAGGAUUGAAAGGGACUGUGUUUCAAUUCUUUGACUUAAUUUUGGUGUUAAUACUCUUUAAGUGACAGACUCUUACUUGUAGUUGAAAAUACAGCAGUCUACAAUAAACAGCAUGAUUUUCCUGCAGUCCUCAACCAUAAGACAGAGCAGUCACUCUGCUUUUAUGGAAGAGAGGAAGGAUGCACAGCAUUUACGAUACUGAGACACAGCAGGUGGUCGAGAUAAUCAUAUUUGUAUAAUCAUUGGGAGUCAGAGUCAUGAAGGAAACUGAAACCUAAUAAUUUACAAACUCUAAUAACAAUAUGUUCAUGACAUUUAUGAAAAAAAAACUUUUUAAUCAAACUGGAGAAAGCAAGAUGAGGGUGGGGCCACACUUUACUUCAUAAACUUCGCAGUUACACAUCUUUUCACAAACAACCCGUCUGUUUUACACAAUCCCAAAAUUCUUACCGAAGUUAAGGAGGUAUCUCACAAAGACAGAUAUUACUCUAUGAUAAAACCACAACAGGCCUUAAAACAUGUCAUGUCUAUGCACUUAUUAUAGAGCUAGUCAUGUUGUGAUGAUGGAGAGUUUUAGAGAAUAUGACUCUGUGUCCUAGAGAAGAGGGUGAUAAACUACAAAAGUCAAAUAAAGAUAAAGUGACAAUGAAACCCUGAAAAGAGCAGUUGUAAUAUGGUUUUUGUUUGUUUGUUUGUUUGUUUAUGGAGCAGCUAUGGGGCAGGCCAAAGACUCACUGGAUGGAAAAGCUUCAUGUUGGCGCACGCCAGACGCAGCUUAUUUCCAGUCAGAAAAACAAACACAAACCACAAGAAAAGAGCCUGCUCUAUAUGUAUGUAAAUCUCUGCUUCGAUGAAAUGACAUUUCUUCCAUUUGCUCGAUCUCAUUUCAGAGCGUUAUUACUGGGACUCCAAACUGCGCAUCCCCACAGCAGACUUUGAUGAAGUCCUGCAUGAUGAUAAGGCGGCGCUGGCCUGGCUGUUGGCCCUCCGUCGUGUUGGCAUCGUGUACCUGAAAGGGGCUCCGGUAGAUCAAGGCCAAGUAGCCAGACUGGCUGAGAGGAUUGGCUAUCUCAGGCUGACAUUUUACGGGUAAGACACACUGACGUUCAUCCAUUUUCCUCCAGUCAUCCUCAGCCAAGACACUGUUUCAUAAUCCUACUUCUCACUAAAUCUUAGACUACUGAGUUUUCCACUGAUCAAAUCAAGUUGGAGCCCAAAUCGGUGUUAUUAUGAGGAGUUAAAUAAAAUUGGCCCAUUUUUCAUCUAAUGUUUUAGGCGUUGAGAAAUAAGGGAGUAGAAAAUUGCGAUGAAAGAAGCUCUAAGAUUCUCAUUUUACAAAAUUAAUGUUUAGGAAAAUAUGUCCUCAAGUCAAUUAUGUGCAGCUUUGAUUCAUGUCUGUCUCAUGGAGACGCUCAGAGGUGUCUGCGGGUCUUUCAUCACACCAGGGUUCAUCACUUUGACUUAGUGCAGAGCUGAUUACUCGAGGACAGGGACGAGGAAAACAACUCUGAAGCAUUCCAGCUUUUUUUUUUUUAAGCCAGAGGAAUUACCUGGUGCACUCAGUCAGAACAGAGGUUUGGAGCGUAAAGCUUCCACUCUGCCAGCAGAUGAGCUCAUGCUGUUGGAAGCGAAAAGACCGCAGACUUAAAGCUGAAGGCCUGCCAUCAGAGAAACUAGACCGCGUUUACGAGCCGGGCAUCCAAACGAGGCAUGCAAACAGAACAUGGAAGAUAACUUUACCUCAUUAGUGCUCGACUCCUGCUGCAUCUCAAUGAGUCGUCGACUUCACAGGCAGCAGUCUGUGCAUUCCUGUGAAGCUGCCCACUUUUCCCCCUCAGGGAACCCUGCAAAGUUCAUCUCAUCUCUUCUUCUCUUCCUCCUCACAGCCUAAUUGUUGCUGCUUAUCUUCUGAAGCCAAAGUUAAAUAAUUAACGAGGAGUUUAUUAAUGAAUGUUAUCUUUGUCCUCAGGCACACAUGGCAAGUCCAGGACAAAUACAUGGCAAACAAUGUAGCCUACACCUCAGGAAGGCUCAGUCUGCACACAGACUACCCUGCUCUGCACUUUGCACCUGGAGUGAGUAAAUCUGAUUUGUAUGCUCGAUUUAGAGCAUCAGACCGGGAUGGUAUCACUUAUGGGUUUAUAUGUUGCUUUUAUCGUUUCAGCGCUGGAAUUUGUUGAAGUUUGCUAAAUGAGCAUUUGUGUGGCAUGUGUGUGUGCGUGUUUUCCUGACAUAGGUGCAGUUUCUCCACUGCGUCACUCAGGCGGUGGAAGGGGGAGAGAGCGAGGUGGUGGACGGCUUCCACAUGGCUGAGCAGCUGCAGAGAGAAGACCCAGAGGCCUUCAGGACUCUCACCUCACUCCCCGUGGACUUCACCGACACGGGGACAGACUACUGCGACUUCAUGCUGCAGUCCAAGAAAUGCAUCAUCGAGUGAGUGGAGACGGGCGCUGUCAGAUCACCUGUUGUUUUUGUUUUUCACACAGUUGCUGUCUCUACAUGAAGUACAGUGUCAGACAUCAAAAUGGACUUGCAUUUCUAACAGACAUGCUGAGGUAAAAUUCCUCAGAGGGAGAGGGUUUGUGUGUGAUGGGAACACGUCUGAUCUGAAAUGAGAGACUGCCAUCUGCUGUUCAGAAUUAAUACGCCCUCAAAAAUCAGUCAGACGGCCUGUGAAAGCUGAUGAUCAUGUGUCAACACUUAUUUUCCACGGAGCUUUCCUUUAAGCUCCUGUGAGGGAUUCUCAGCUGUUAUCAAACAGACUGAAAUUCACAUUGAUGCAAAGAGACCAUCAACAUGAAGAGUGAUUAUUACUGUACAGAGAUUUUAGUGUCCGGCUCUGCUGGGUUGGGGUCGGUGUGAGUCUAAGUGAUUAAAUGCACACUGCUGAGAGCGAUAGCUUUUGAGUUUUCUGUUGUUAAGAUUUAAGACAAGUCAAACAUUAAAGUUUAACAACAAAGCAGGGUGACGUUUUUAAAAUCAUCACAGGAAGUAAGGGGGUGGUAAGUCUGGGUGAUUUAGCCAAAAAAAUAAGAUCUCUGAUUUUUAAUCAUUUUUUUCCUCCUUCUUAGGGGACAAAAAAACUCAUCCUGUGACUUUUGAUGGUCCAAUGUUUCAUUAACUGUUACCUACCCCUUAUGCAUCAGCUUCAGGCAUCAAAAAUUAGAAUUAGAAAAUGUCAGUCUUGUCACUGAUGGUUCUUUUGUUAGUUUGUUUCUGGAAAUCAGGAAAAGGGAACAAUAUGAAUCUAUUUCAUAAAGGUAAAGAAAAAACUCCCCACAGGAGCUUUAAAUAGGGUUUAAUAAAAGUCUGAAUUACCACGUCGCCACUUUUGAGGACAGCUUCCCGCUGAGCAACAGACGGCUAUUAGACGUCUAGUUUUUUUUCUUUUAGACAUAAUUUCAAUCGUCUAGACUCUGUAUAUUUUUAGACAGAAUUUAGACGUUGUACUUUUAUUCAAUAACUAUUUAUUUCAAAAAGCAACUGUGAGUUUCAUAACUGAUCUCCAAGUACUUCACCAAAAUAAUAAUGAUAGCUGUUGAGCAAUAUACAGUGUAGUACAGAUAUAGCCCAGAUUUAGAUUUGGUCUAAACUUGCUCUAAAUUUAGACAUCGAUUAGACAUUUUAGACCAAAAAAUGCUCAGUGGGUUAAAACCUUCCUUCCAUAUAUUGAGAGGCAAACCCCCCUGAAAGUGAGCAGCCCAGGUGUGACUUCAACCAACAGACCUUCAUCACAUGUUCAUGUCUCUCUCUCUGUCUUCCUAGUUUUCUGCUGUAUCUAGUGUCCCAGCUCUCAAUAAAAUAAGAGGGUUACGAUUCGGGUUAAGUAAGACCCAGGGUUUUUUUGUUGCCAAUAAUUUCGACUGUUAGUUUGACAUAAACCUGUUUUUCCUCCCCCUCUCUGAGCAGUGUUGAUCCUGAGGGCCGAGUGGCGAGGAUAAACUACAACAACGCCACCAGAGACUCAGUGCUGGACCUCCCCUUACAUAAGGUGCAGCCCUUCUACAGAGCACUGAAGUCCUACGUGACCAUCAUGAACCGACCAGAGAAUGUGGUCACGUACACCAUGCAGCCAGGUCAGUGUGCCACCCGUCAUACCCAACCUACAUAAAACAAUAAGGAUAAGUUUCUCCUUCACCACAAGUACAGCAGGAGAGUCUGUGAGUCCGAUUUUUGUUUUCCUGGGAUGAGAAAUGAACAAAUUGAGUAAAAGAAAACAACAGUAGAGAACUAAAGAUCCACUCUGUACGAUACCGGAGCCCAGUCACAUGAACUGGUGCGAUGAUAUGCAACAACAUCUUUGUCAUCAACAAGGUCAUGAUGACAUCAGGCAUAUGAAUGUGGUCUCCUUCACUGUGAAACAAAUCCGAUUAGCAGAGUCCUCCGCUGUGACCCUCUCUGACUAAUCAUGGCUCAGGGACGAGUCUCCUGCAGCGACAGUCAAAGAGUCUCCGAUGAUGAACGAGAUUUUCAGGACAUCAAAGAGCAGCAGGCGGACGCUUUUAGUAAGGAGACAGGAUUUCUAAAGCAGCGUGCGAGGUUCAGACCUCCAUGUUGGAAAUCAUCCAUCCUGACAGCAACCUUGAGUUUACUUGAAGGGUUUAGUGUGAUUCAAACAAACAUGUUUGUGUACGGCAUCCAACCAUUAAGACACAGACGCUGCUGUCAAGGUGAGGACAGGUGUUAUGAAGUGACCGUGAGUGUUAUAGAGAGUCACUAAACCCCCUCAGCUGUUCAGCAAACUUCAGCGAUAGCUGAGCAACAGUAAGAAGGGAAGGAAAGAGAGUUUGCUGAUGUGAAUGUGGACAUGCUGUGCUGUUUUUAUAGAAAUGGAUGUAUCUGCCAAACCAGUUUAUUUAAGUGCAUUUUGGGUGGAAGGAUGUUAUACAGACGUGCUAAAACUAUGAGCAAAUCAUGACUGAGUUAUACUUUAUUAACACGAUGCCAAAAGUCGUCCCAUUUGCCAGUGGAUAAUGGAGUAUUAUCAAGCGUACACACAGCCUGUUAAUUAACACACAUCGAAAACAUGGUUCACUGCUGCCAAUUAAAACAACACACUGGGUUCAAGCUCAACACAACCAUGAGGAUGAAUACUGAGCAAUGAAAAGUACGGCUGCACUUCAUUAUUAAAAAACCCUCAUUAUUUCACAGAGUGCAGUUUAUAAACCCCCUCCAUUCAGAGUGUGAUUUAACAUAGAAGACUCACCGGUGACCUCCUCAGGUCUAAAACCCGGAUAUGUUGCCUGUCACUUCUUUCAUGAGUAUUUAAGAGAAUUCAUCUUCUUAUCAACAAAGUGACAUCUGCUGAAAUUUGACAUUUUGCAAUGUGUGCAAUACACAACAUGGCUGCAGAUCACCAAAUAAGAGUCAAGACAUGCUGUUUAGAAUAAUAUAAUAGACCUCAAUCUUAAUAAGUUAAAAGAAAAAUGAGAGAAAAUAUGCCCAAGUUCACAUCUUCAGUCUCUGAAUCAACUGCAUCCUGUUGUCAAUCAACCUAAAACAGAUGGUGCACAGUGUAAACAUUAUGUACUCAAGGUUUACUGUCUUGCAGCAUGUAGGCGUCAAAAAGAGCUUAAUAUUGUCAGAUUUUAGAUGCUUUGGGGCCAUGAAAUGUUCUCCUGCUUCAGUCACAGUUUUAACCAACACACAGUGAGCUGUGAGACUGAACUCUGUCGUCUCUUUGUGUUUUUAUCGAAGGUGACAUUGUGACCUUUGAUAACUGGCGUCUGCUGCACGGACGGAAGAGCUACAUCAGCAGACCUGACAGACUGAGACACCUGGAGGGAGCUUACCUGGACUGGGAUGAAGUCAUGUCCCGCCUCCGGAUACUGCGCUGCUCCGUCAACGGGAACGAGUGAAACUCCAGCCAAAUGUAUUAAGGUAGCUUUACAGCCUCUGCAGAAAUCCAAACAGUGUUUAGAGCGGCUUCAAACGACGAGUUCGGCCAAAAGGCUGCUGAUUCAGAGGGCAAAGUGCAAAAGUAUUUAUCUGAGGACAGGUGGAGAGCCAAACCUCUGACUUUGAAGCAUCAAAUCAUUAGAAUUUAGAUCAAUGAUUCAGCGUGAGGAUGCUUUUUUAGAUUAAAUAUCUGCAGAGUUCCUGCAAAACUACAGACGUGCAACAGUGCAACGCUUCAAUGCAAACAUCGAGACAAACACCCAGCUUUUAAAUUCAUGGUGAUUUCAGACAAACGAUAAAUGCAAAUACAGAUAGGUGUUUACGAGCUGAAGCUAAAGAGCUUAUUUUACUGCAGUCCAUAUGUUUUUAAUCUCCUCUCAUUCUCUAGUUUCAAUAUUUGGCUCAGUAAACUUCUGCUGUUUCCAAAUUCCAAAACCUGUUUACUGUAAAACUUUCAUAUUUAUUUCUCAUUACGGUGUGUAUUUAACGGUUUCCGGUCCUUGUAUUUAAAGAAUUGGAGAAGGAAGUGAUGUCAGACAGACUUUAAAUGUAAUUUCAUUCUCAGUCUCUCCUUCACCUUCAGCUGUGGUGUUUUGCUACCUCUGCUCUUUCUGUCCGUGCAUACAUAAAACAGGGUGUCCCUGACUUUCCCUGAACGCCGUAGAGAUGAAUUUUGAGUUUCAAACUGCCUUAACAUGCAGCGUAGAGACUGCAGCCAAAGCAAAAGCAUGGAGUAGCUGUAGUUUGAAUUCAGUGAUUCCUAGAAUAGACGACUUCUUACCAUGAUAGACAAAAUGAACAGUUUUGGCUCUAUCCUUAUUUUCUAAAAUAACGUUUUCAGGCAAAAUGAAGAAUCAUGAAACUCAUGUAAAAACAUCAGAGCCUCUCAGAUCUUAUCAUCACCGCAAACACACAGACCUUUCUUUCAUAGAAGUAUAAUUUUAUGAGGUUUUUGUAUAAAGGUUUAUUGUCCACAGUGUUCAGGGGCAUGUUUGAAAGCUUUUGGACUUUUAAAGUUGAUGUGAGGAACUGAAGUUUGGUUUGAUUUGGCGCCCUCCUGUGGACAAACUAGUAUCUCUUUUCUCUUUGCUGAGCUCAUUCUGUUUUUUUUUUCUAAAUCUUUCUUUCAAUAGUCAAACUCGGAUCACUCGCUGUCUAACUGUGAUGUUAAAGAUGUUCAUCAAAGGCUAAUACUGUUUAACGUUAUCUGACACUAACGUGCUGCUGCAGAAACAAAUACCAAUCAAUAAUAAUCAAGAGCAAUGCUUUUGGUCUUUUUUUUUUGUCUUCUAUCUGCAUUAAAAGUUAAAAACCAGUUAGAAACUUAACAUGGGAGCUUUGAGCAUCACAUACUUAAUGUAUGUCUGGAGGUAAAUGUUUAAAAUAGUUACUAAACUGACUUAAACUGACCCUUUAAAUACUCAGAUAUAUAGUAAUGAUGUUAUUUGAUAGUCUAGAGUGCACAUAGUCUAAUAUGACUAAAUACAGACUCACUGUUACUGACUAAUCAAAAUGAAUUCCACCUGCAUCUUAAGAUUAAACACUUUUCCUGUUUUCAAAGAGUUUAAAAACACUUGUUUUAUUAAAAAAACAAGUGUUUUUAAAAUUGAAUGAAUAUUUUUAUCCAUGAUAAAGCAGGUCCUCCUCCUUCAUGAAGUCUGCCGUGAUGUAACUUCAUACAUCUACAGCAGCCCAGAACAGACAAACUCUUUCUGUGGCGUUUUAAUAAAAUCUUAAAUGUGCCAGUACAGAAAAGGAGUGAAGUCUGUAGUUUGUUUUAUCGAAUUGGUGUCCAUUCCAGUUUACACAGUACUCCUGCGUGAGACUGUCAGAGAUGAUAUGGAUGAACUUUCAGAGCAACAACACCAGGUGAACGGUGUAAAAACAUGGUUCUUCCUCUGGUAGCCAAAACCUUGACAUUGUUUUUAUCCCUCUAGUCUUAAUACUGUCAAUGAUUGUACAAAUGUUCAAUUUGAGCUCAAACUGUGUAUGAAACUUUUAGUAAAACAAGUUUGCAAUAAACCCUCAAACUUU